Cyprinus carpio (common carp) is the source of this 866-nucleotide messenger RNA. RefSeq names its product ankyrin repeat domain 39 (gene ankrd39). Gene Ontology annotation, molecular function: protein binding. NCBI's taxonomy places the organism in Eukaryota, Metazoa, Chordata, Actinopteri, Cypriniformes, Cyprinidae. The record is from RefSeq and is a predicted model, not a curated record.
CCGCUCUUUCUUUCCCAACACAUGUACAGGUAAUGACAGUUUUAUACACACAGAAAUAGGUAUUCCUAUAUCAGAAUUCAUCAGAACUCCUUAAACAAAACACAAAAGUGUCAAAUGUUCGUCAUAUAACCUUUCAUACCAAAUAAACUUAGGAUGGGUUCCCAUGGAAAUCAGUGCACCUGCAGUGCCCAUCGCUCAACAGCAAGCGUCUAUCAGACUCUAGAGGAGAUGGACUUUGAGAGAGGUAUAUGGUCAGCUGCAAUUGAUGGAGAUGUGGAGAGAGUCCGGGCAUUUAUUAAAAAAGGGAUUGAUCCAAAUAUGAGGGACCAGGCAAACUACACUGCUUUGCAUUAUGCUAGUCGAGCAGGUCAGCAGUCAGUGUGUGAGUUACUCCUGGACUGUGGCGCUUGUGUGAACGUCCAGACCCGUGGUGGGGCAACCCCGCUUCAUAGGGCGGCUUACUGCGGACACCACAGUGUGCUCAAGUUACUGUUAGACCGCGGGGCUGAUCCAUGCCUAACUGAUGAUGAUGGAUCUACAGCACUUCAUAAGGCUGCUGAACAGAAGCAUUUCGCCGUCUGUGAGCUGCUGGUGAACCGCUUCCCAGCCUUACGAGAUGUGAAGAAUAAAAGAUCUCACACAUCUUUCGAUCUCUGUCCGGAGAAUGAGUUCCUGAGGCCACAAUGACCCGAUCUUACUGUCUGUAAUGCCUUCGGCCUUCUCCUGAAAGAAUAUGAAGUACCUUUUCAAAAGCUAGGCUAUAACUUGUGAAUCAGUGUGUCUUUUGGUUGGAAAGAGGCAUAGUUGCUCAGGUUAGUCUUAAUGGUCACUUUCUUCAAGAGUCAAUCCACUGCUACUAAAUUUGA